GCUUGGUGCGUGCGCGAAUGGCCGGGCCGCCCGCCGCGCUCGUGCAGGGCGCCGUCGCGCCCGUCCUCUCGUCGAAAAUCUUUCACCGCAAAGCCGCGCCCGAGAACUUUGAGCAAAUGGCACUUGGCGUCCUCUCGCAAUCGCACCCGGUUCGGCGCGCGUGCAUCGCGGUCGUGACGCAUAAGUACAUGCCCCGGGUCACGCUCCUCUUUGUGCUCGUCAACUCGAUCGCGAUGGGGUUUGUCGAUUACUCGGACCCGUGGGCCAACGGCAGCGCGCCCACGAACGGUCCGACGCUGCGCGUGAACCGCGCGGUGCAGAUCGUAGGUUCUUGUGCUUAUGACAAUAUUUCCAUUCCCAUAUACUAGAUUGAGCUAGUGACGCUGGUUUACUUUAUGCUCGAGUUGGCGCUCAAGUGCGUUGCCCACGGCGUCUCGGGCCGGCACGGGUACUUGGCCAACCCGUGGAACAAACUCGACUGCCUCAUUGUUGCCUCGGGCAUUAUCUCGCUGCUCUUCGCCGAAGUCAAGACGACGAUGACGGGCAUUCGGUUCCUGCGCAUCUUGCGGCCGCUGCGCACCGUGCGGUCGGUCCCGAGCCUCAAGGUGCUCGUGAACGCACUCCUCACAGCGCUCCCCGCGCAGUGCAACAUCUCCAUCCUCCUCGCGUUCUCCUACCUUGUGUUUGCCAUCAUUGGCGUCCAGAUCUGGUGCGGCGAGUCCCACGCCCGCUGCCGCCUCACGCCGCACCCGAUCGCACUGCCCUUCGAUCCGAGCGCGACGCCCUCCCUCGCCGCCUACUUGAACGAUACGUACAUCAACCUCGCGGUCAAGGACCCGGCCAAGUAUGCUUGCCCGCGCAUCGAUGUCGAGAACGACAACUGGACGACGGCGGAAGCAUGCUUUUGGCCGCUCAAUUACAACGACAAGCAGUACUGCGGCAGCCGCGUCUGUGCGCCGGGGACGUACUGCGGCUCCAACUACGAUGCGUCCGGCCACGCCCGGUUCCGUGAUCUCUACGCGCCGAAUGGCGGCGCGCUGCUCUUUUCCAUCAUGACGGAACCCGACUUUGUGUAUGCCUUGAACUUUGGUCUUACACACUUUGACUCGGUCGGGAGCGCGCUCAUCAUCAUCAUGCAAAUCGUGACGGCCUCGGGCUGGAUGGCGCUCACGGAGAACACGCAAGACGCCUACUCGUGGAUCGGGGCCGGCAUCUACUUCAAUGUCGUGCUCUUUGUCGGCAUGUGCUUUUUGCUGCAAAUCAACAUGGCCAUCAUGGUCUCGGCAUUCGAGAAGGCGUGUGAAGCCCAGGCCGCCCAGCUCCGCCUCGAGAAGGACAAAGCCGACGCGCGCGAGCUCUCGAUGAUGCGGCGGCGUAUGUGGCAGACGUUAGUGCCACUGCAGCACCAGCUCCACCGGUCGUUCCGGCACCCGCGCGUCCGGAGCGUCCGCAGCCGCGUCAAAGCGAUCUACAGCCACCGCGGCUACUACAUGUUCAACAUGGCCGUGACGCUCAUCAACGUCGUUGCGCUGGCGACGACGCACUACCAAAUGAGUUAUGCGUUCUCCUUUGGCGUCGAGCUCGUCGAGUUUGUGUGCCUCUUCUGGUUCCUCCUCGACCUUGUCGUGCGCCUGAUCGCUUUUGGGCCGGGUCCCUAUUUCAAGGAGCUCUUCAACUGGCUCGACGCCACCUCGAUCCUUCUCGGUGUGCUCGACUACUGCGUCAACAAGCCCGGGUUUAUUGACGGCACAGUGUCGCCGACGUCGCCCUUCACAGCGCUCCGAGCACUGCGGGUGCUCCGCCUCGCGCAAGCGUGGGGGCCGCUCCGGCGACUGCUUUUAGCGACGACCAGCGCCAUGGGCGAGAUUGUUCAUUUUCUUGUAUUUUUGGCGCUGUUUGUGUACAUCUUUGCCCUUAUGGGCAUGGACCUCUUCGCGACCAAAUUCUACUUUGACGCCAACAACCGGCCACUGGCUGCUGCGAACGCGUCGCUGCUGCAGCUGCAUCGGUCCAACUUUGACACGCUCCCGAACGCACUCUUCACGGUCUUUCAGAUCCUCACGUACGACGACUGGAACAACGUCAUGUACGACGGGUGGCUCAGCACCGGACCCCUCGCGCCGCUCUACUUUAUCGCGAUCAUCGUCCUCGGCGUCUGGGUCGUCAUGAACAUGUUCUCGGCCAUCACCGUCUCGUGCGUCAUGAACCAAGUCGACGACGACGAUGCUACCGCCACCAUGGCGCGGGCCGCGGGCUCGGUCAAGGAGCUCCGGAGCAUCUACGACAAGACGACCGUCCAGCAGCAGAGCCACCGCCAUUUAAUGCAGAUGCGGUACGUCCAGCGCUCGGUCCGGCGCCUCGAGCCCACGGUCCAGCGCGCCAACGACGGCCACCAGCGCGUGCUUUCGGUGCACUUCCCGCUCCGCGUUACCUGCCUCCGGAUUGUGAGCUCGUCGUGGUGGGAGCGCGCUACGGGGCUAGUGAUUGCGUGUGCGACCGUCACGACCGCCCUCGAUUCACCACUUCUCGACGCGUCCGACGGUCUCGGCCGGUUCCUCCUUACUGCGAACCGCGUGUACGCCACGCUCUUUGCCAUUGAAAUGACCAUCACACUGAUUGCGAUCGGCGUCGUCGACUACAUCAAGGACCCGUGGAAGGCACUCGAUGGAACGAUUGUCUUGUCGUCCUUGGCGCUAUGGAGCGUGUCGGCUACCAAUGUCAACGUCGGUGGCAUCCGUGCGCUACGCACGCUGCGCGCACUCCGACCGCUCCGCGUGAUUAGCCAGCUGCCGCAGCUCAAGGUCGUCGUCAACACGCUCUUCCGGUGCAUCCCCGAAAUCGCCAAGUCGCUCCUCUUCUUUGUGUAUAUGCUCAUGCUCUUUGGCAUCGCAUGCGUUCACUUCUUCAAGGGCUCGCUCAACUCGUGCUCGAUCGGGCCCUAUGUCUAUCUCGAGAACGCAUCGUACACGCCCGUGCCGCCGUGGUUCCCACCCUCGUACGCUGGCAACUACAGCCGCAGUGACUUGGAGAAGCUGGAUGUCAUGACGUUUCCACGCAUUUGGCGGGCCAUGGACCCGUCGUCCCAAGCGCAUCUCGAGCCCAUUUGGCGCGACCAGUGUCACUUCUCACACGACGAGGCGCCGACGUCCAGAGAUGUCUGUCUCUGCUUUAGCACUUUGGUCGCACCGUCGCUCAAUCUGACGUGGAGCUCGCCGGUGCCGCAAAAUUUCGACAAUCUGCUCCGUGCGAUGGGCGCGCUGUACGAGCUCACGACGUUCGAGGGCUGGACCGCGGUGGCGCUGGCGUCGGUCGACGCACGCGGCGAAGACAUGCAGCCGGUUCCGCAUGCACAGCCGCAAUUUGCGCUCUUUUGGGUCUUUUUCAUGAUUUUUGGCGCGUUCUUCAUGCCCAACCUCUUCAUUGGCGUCCUCUGCGACAGCUUUAUCCGGGAAAAGUACGGUGGGUUUGUGACCGACGAACAGAUCAACUGGAUCAACCUCCAGCGGCGGCUCGUUGCCUUCUCGCCCAUCGUGCACUACCCAGUACCAGCGAAUCGCUUGCGCCGCCUCUGCCAUCGCAUUGCCGGCUACAAGUACUUCGAGCACGUGAUGACCGGCUGCAUCCUCUUCAACAUGGCGGUGAUGACAAGCACGUACUUUGGCGAACCCGACGUCCUCGGCGAGUCCAUCGACCGCAUCAACAAUGCAUUCGCCGUGCUCUUCUUUGUUGAAGCGCUCACCAAGGUUGCUGCCAUUGGCCCGCGAGCGUACUUUGGCCACGGUUGGAACCGGUUUGACUUUGUCAUUGUGCUCACAUCCCUCGUCUCGAUUCUACUGCCGUUCGUGACGGUCAAGUCCAAGCUCGGGGCUGGCAUGGCGACCGUGCUCCGCGUCUUCCGCGCCGGCCGCGCCCUCCGGCUCAUCCAAAAAGCCAAGCUCAUGAAGAGCCUUUUCGAUACGAUCACCGUCUCGCUGCCGGCGGUCGCCAACGUCACGGCGCUCCUCAUGCUGCUCUACUACAUCUUUGCGGCCAUCGGUGUCCAGCUGUUCGCCAAAGUCGCGUACGGUCCGAGCAUGGUCAACCCGCACCAGAAUUUCCAGACCUUCUGGCUCGCGCUCCAGACGCUCAUUGGAUUCUCGACGGGCGAGAACUGGAACAACUACCUCUGGGAGCUCUACAACAUUGAGCCAAUUACCAAUCCCGACUGCAUCGAGCCGGCGUUCAACGCGUCUUUCUGCGGCUUUGGCGACGCGCUCAACUGCGUCCCCCUCGACGGCUGCGGCACGUGGCUCGUCAUUCCAUUUUUCUAUAUUUUCAUGAUGGUCGUCGGCUACAUCGGCCUCAACCUCUUCUCCAGUAUCAUCGUCGACGCCGUCGCUGAUGCCGACGCCACGACGGCGUCGGCAGUCGAGGACCUCCCCGAGCUCGCGCGUCUCUGGUCCAAGUACGACCCCGGCGGUGUUGGGCGCUUGCACGUCGACGACCUCUGCCGCGUGCUGCGAAGCCUUCCACCGCCACUGGGCUUCCGCGGCUUGCCGCAGUACACCACCGCGCGCAUCCAGCACGUCCUCGGCACACUGGGCAUCACCAUAUACGACAGCAAGUUUGUUCACUUUCGCGACGUGCCCCGCGCCCUCGUGAUCCGGUCGAUGAGCGAGGGCGACCCGGUGCGCUUCCGGCAAAUGAGCUCGGUCAUGGACCAGAUGGGGAUCACGAAAGCCUUCCACGACCACUGGGCCAAGCGCUUCAAGGCCAUGCACAAUAGCAUCGUCCAGUGCACCGACGUCAAGCCCAUUGCGCAGCACGUAGCCGCGCGCGUCAUUCUGCGCUGGCUCCUGCGCAAGGUGGGUGCGCGUCGGCUGCAGCGGCAGCGCGCUCUCGACAGCAGCGUUGGCGCGCCAAGCCAUUCCUCGUGGUUGCUCUGAUGGCAAACGUAUUUCUAUUUACUUUUCCUGGAGCUUGCGCUUGUAAAACACAACGUUGCCGUCGUCCUCGA
Messenger RNA from Saprolegnia diclina VS20, 4996 nucleotides. RefSeq lists its product as hypothetical. NCBI's taxonomy places the organism in Eukaryota, Oomycota, Saprolegniomycetes, Saprolegniales, Saprolegniaceae. Bases 396 to 4925 code for a protein of 1509 amino acids. Gene Ontology annotation, biological process: calcium ion transmembrane transport. Gene Ontology annotation, cellular component: voltage-gated calcium channel complex; voltage-gated sodium channel complex; plasma membrane. Gene Ontology annotation, molecular function: voltage-gated calcium channel activity; voltage-gated sodium channel activity; calcium ion binding. The record is from RefSeq and is a predicted model, not a curated record. The transcript is spliced from 12 exons.